AUGACAUUAAACUCCUUCACCAGCACAGAGAGGGAAGGACAUCACACUCAUUGCACAGACUUUCAGAAGCGGAACAAUUGUAUCAUGAUGAAGACUGGUCUGCAUUUGGUGCUUUUGCCAGCUCUGAUACAGGUGGCACUCUCUCUGCCUCAUAUGUUUUACUAUAUUUCUGUGCCAAUGAGGUGGACAGAUGCACAGAAAUACUGCAGACAACAUUACGUUGAUCUGGCCACUAUUGAUGACAAGACAGAUGUUGAUGAUUUGGUAAAGGCUAUACCCAAAGACUUUCAAGACAGUCGUAUAUGGACUGGACUCCAUAAGACAAGCCAAACUGCUCCAUGGAUCUGGUCCGACCAGAGCAACUCCAUGUGUACAUCGUGGGAAUCUGGACAGCCAAACAAUUAUGGUGGCAAUCAAUUAUGUGUGGCAACAUCUCCUGCUGGAUUGUGGAAUGAUUUGGAUUGUGGGACUAAAUUAACUUCUAUGUGUUACAGCGAGAGGAGCAGGAUGCAAUUUGUGAGAGUUGAGGUGAAAUCAAGUCAAAAUGUAAGAGAUCCAGGAGUGAAGACUGAGAUAUUAGAGAAGAUACAGCAGAUACUGAAGGAGAAUGGUUUGCCAGAAAAUGUCAAACUGACAUGGAGAAACGAAUCAGAUGGAAAUAUCUUUCAAAAGAAGUAUCAGAAGAAGGAUACCCCUGAGGAGACUUGCCUAUCCAUAACCAAUAAAUAAAACUGAACAGGCUGUUGAAUAAUAGCAAACAGUAGUAUAGUAAUUAUUCAACAUGUGUGCUUUGACAUUCUCUCCCAUUUUAGCGAAUGUGCUUGUGAUACUGCAGAAAUACUCUGAACACUUUCUUGAAGUUUAUCACUUGUCCCACAGCCUGCGGCGUGCUGUAGCGCAAUUUAAUAUAUGUUUGAUGUAAUGAAAAUGUACUAAAGCA
Messenger RNA from Xyrauchen texanus (razorback sucker), 940 nucleotides. Its product is annotated as E-selectin-like. The transcript has 5 exons. The coding region runs from base 1 to 729 and encodes 242 amino acids. NCBI's taxonomy places the organism in Eukaryota, Metazoa, Chordata, Actinopteri, Cypriniformes, Catostomidae. The record is from RefSeq and is a predicted model, not a curated record.